UUCACUGUGAUAAACAGUUCGAUAUCCCAUGACUACGAGUUGACGAGAUAUCUCUUGUAACCUGAUGUUCUGUGAUUCCCAUCUUCUUGAGUAACCCUGGAUGGUUUAGUUGUUGCAAGGAUGCAGGUAGGAAAGGUACCGUUCAGUGAUUUUCUUCAUAGGAUUUCUUCGCUCAUCACAGCUAUCAAAAACGAGUCAUCGGAAUCAGAUAUGAGCGAUAAAUAUUCCACUUAUGAAGAGAUGAAAGAAAAACUUCGAAUGAGACAAGAUGAAAUUUUUAAACUUCAAGCAGCUAAUUCUGAUCUUACUCAAGUAAAUAAAAGGUGGCAUAGGUACAAUAGUGACAUGCAAAUGUUCAUAGAAAAAUUACAAACUACUAUUAGAGAUCAACAAGAACAAAUCAACAGGAUAUUGUCUUCUGAAGAAAGAGUCCCUGCUGCUCGGGAAACUGGUGAAUGUACGAGGAAAUCUUGCAGUGCUACGAGAGAUGAAGUAAAGAAACUAAGAGAAAAAGUGAAACAUCUUGAGCUUCAGGUAAAAUCACACAAGGAAGAUUGGGAGGCAGAAAGAGCUGAAAAGAAAUCAAUUUCUGAAGCAAAGGAUGAAUUAGAAAGAAGGUUUUCUGCAGCUUUACGAGAUCUUUACUCAGCCAAGAAAUCUCGAGAAGAGGAAUCUGAAGCCUCCAGCAGUUGCCCUAUGUGUAGAAGUUAUCAAGUAACACCUAGUAAUAGAAGUGACCUCCAGACAGUCAUUCAUUGUAAUCAUAUCCCUCAAUUAGGAUGCAGGCAAAGAGAUGUUCUGUUUGGAAACGUUGUGUGCGACUCGAGCGAUGACAGAGAUACAGUGGUAACUGGAACCUCUUCAGUGGUGACUGGGACAUCAGGAGUGGCAGCUUCACGUUCCCUUGGUACUUUGUCUGUUGGCAUAAAAUCAUCUUCAUUCAUACCAGUUGCCAGAUCACCUUCUGCGCCCUCUACGACACAUUCUGAAACUGAAGAUGACAUUAGCUGCCCUUCCUGCGAUAGAGUAUUUUCUUCAAGAGUUCAUCUCGAAUUUCUAGAUCAUUUUGAAUCAUGUCAGGGCCAUAGAAACGGCCCCGACUAAGUUUCUAGUUGUGACAUUGGUUAAUUCAUACUUAUUGCAGUUGAGAAGGAAUGAUAUUCUGCUACCUCUCAACUUAAUAUUCGGUUGGAGGUUAAAUUUUAACCAAGAGAUUGAUGUAAAGGAAGGAAACAUUCAUUUACUUUCAUUAAUAAUAGUUGAAAUAACAAUAUAUUUAUGAUAUUUAUUUAAUGUUAUUUUAUUAUUAUUAUUGUUAUUUUUUGAGUUACAAUCUAGAUCAAUUGAAUAUUUUGUAUUUCAAGGAUGGAAAUACUGUGUUUGUUUAUACUUUUUAAAAUGUAUUUAAAGUUGAAGUAUUUUUUUUUUAAUACAUGUAUUUCUGCUAUUUAAAAAAUAAUAAUAAAAUUAGAUUGUUGAUGAAGUGAUUGUUAAAAUUAAUUAAAAGUUGUAAUUUAUAUUAUACAAAAAUAUGGAUUAUCUCUAAUUUAGAUAUUGAUGUUUAAAUGAAUAAAUAAUGUUCAAUGACC
Nezara viridula (southern green stink bug) is the source of this 1589-nucleotide messenger RNA. Lineage: Eukaryota; Metazoa; Arthropoda; Insecta; Hemiptera; Pentatomidae. The record is from the annotation of a GenBank genome assembly.